Messenger RNA from Lodderomyces beijingensis, 1677 nucleotides. NCBI's taxonomy places the organism in Eukaryota, Fungi, Ascomycota, Pichiomycetes, Serinales, Debaryomycetaceae. The record is from the annotation of a GenBank genome assembly.
AUGAGCCGCAAUGAAGGUUCCAGUUUAGUUGCACAGGAUGAUGAUUCCAAUUUCAAGAACUACAAAGUGUACUUGGUGACAGACUCCACCAUGAUUCCGCCAGUAAAGACAUUUUUGGGGCAGGUGGAAGACGCAGUAAAUAACGGGGCCACCAUAAUCCAGUUGCGGGAAAAGACGUUGUCAACGCGCGAUUUCAUCAAGAGAGCAGAAGAAGUUCAUCGAUUGACGAAACCACGCGGGAUUCCGUUGAUCAUCAACGAUCGUGUCGAUGUAGCCUUGGCUGUGGAUGCCGAGGGUGUCCACGUUGGGCAGGACGAUAUGCCGGCAAAAUUGGUGAGACGGAUGAUUGGCCCCACGAAGAUCUUGGGGGUUACAUGUUCCACCCCGGAGGAAGCUCAGCAAGUUGUCGACGAAGACGUGGCCGAUUACGUUGGCUUGGGGACCGUGUACGCGACAAACACCAAAAAGGACGUCACCAGCCCCGACGGCAUUGGCCCUAGUGGAAUCAAGGAGAUGCUCCAAGUGCUUGCGCAACAACUGGGCAAACGAAAGAAAAACAUCCAAGCCGUGGCAAUUGGAGGACUCAACCAAUCGAAUGCAAGCUUUGUUUACAAUGCAUGCAGAAUUCCACAAUAUUCCAUCCUGGGGCUUGCAGUGGUUUCCUGCAUCAUGGCCAGCCAAGACGCUGCUCAAGCCACGCGGGACUUGGUGCAACAGCUUCAAAUAACGCCCUUGGGAGGACGCUUGGAGGAGAUUGACAAAAAUAGGCAAGAUUCGUGCAGCACACUAGAGCUGAAACUUUCACAGUUGAGCAAUUCGCAUCCACUCGUGCACCAUAUCACCAACAACGUUGUCAAGAACUUUAGUGCCAACGUGACAUUGGCCAUCGGAGCUUCCCCGAUCAUGUCCGAGUUGCCUCAAGAGUUUGAUGAAUUUGCAUCGAAAAUCCCAAACUUGGGAUUGGUGCUCAAUGUCGGCACGCCGAAUCAGCAGUUGAUGAAUGUGUUUUCGAGCGCAAUAAAGGCCUAUAAUAAGCAUCAGAAACCCAUUGUUUUCGAUCCAGUUGCAUGCGGCGCGUCGGGGGCCAGACUCGACGCUACUGCAAAGCUCUUGAACACGGGGUUUAUGACUGUGAUUAAGGGAAACGUUGGUGAAGUCAUGAGCGUGUGGAAACUUACACAGGGAUACAAGGCAAAAUUAAUGGUGCUGGAACAAAACCUGGAUGAGGAGUUGAUGAGAGGCGUUGACUCUGUAGCCGAGUUGAGCGAAGAUCAAAUUUAUGCAAUGGCCACGGACAUUUGCUUUGAGUUUUGCCCCGUGCUUGUCGUCACUGGUGCCGUCAACUACAUAGUUUCCAGUGAUGGCAGGACUGCAAAAGUCCCGGGAGGAAGUGCUUUGAUGAGCAUGGUUACUGGCACGGGAUGCUCCUUGGGAAGCGUCAUUGCCGCAUUUGUGGCUUCUCGAGCUGACGGGUUGCAGGCAGAACACGAACAAGACGACGCCUCCACCUCGGAUAAGAAUAAGCAUUUCGAUAUAUUUGCUUGUGUGGUCGGGGCAGUACUGCUUUACAAUACGGCAGGAAAACGCGCUGCUGCCGAUCAUAAGGAGCCAGGCUCAUUCAUGACAGCUUUCAUAGAUGAAUUGUAUAAACUCACCCACUCAUCUAAACUGAACUGA